AUGGCCUCUAAAGCUUCCUCGAUUAACGCCGGGCCUGGACGGUACCAAAUUCGCUCGUGCAACACCUGCAAAAGUAAGAAGACGCGAUGUGACAAGAACACACCAUGUUCGUCAUGCGCUUCUUCGGGCAGAACAUGCACUUACCCACCGAUUGGGCAGCGCGUGAGGCGAACGAAGAAAACAAUUCUGGCUGAGAUGGCCGGUCGCAUUGCGAGUUUAGAGCGCAGCCUUGCCGAAGCAACUACGCAUGGGAAUCUGUGCUGCAACAGCUUCGAACCAAGCACGAUUGCGGAUGAGCAAGACUCGCCCAGAGACUUGCUAUUACAUAAGUGUUCGACCGGCCAGUACCUUAAUGAAAUACUGGUAACUCGAGUCGUUGGUGAAGACGAAAGUAUUGCAACUGCUCUUGCGACAUCGCAGCACGAGCAAAGAGAGCUUCCAAGCUCCCCCUUUAAUGCAAUGGGAAUUAUGUCCUCUCCCUGCUAUACCCAGCAACCUUCUGCAUUUCACCCUGGCAAAGCUACUGCUAUCGAGCUUUGGAAUAUCUACCUGAACAACGUUGAAAUCAUCCUCGGACUGAAGUUGACGCACAUUCCCACCGAUGAAGUCAGAGUUUAUUCAACUAUAGAUGAACCCAUCACUGAAAAGUUUGACGAUCUUGCAUUUUGCUAUAGUAUAUACUUUGCAGCGGCUGUGUCACUCGAAGAUACUACAUCGCUCUUCUUGGAUAAGACCACUGAACUUCAGCGUUUCAAACUGGGCAUCGAACAGGCCUUUGCUCAUGGUGACUUUUUUAAUCGGCCAACAUUGACUGGUCUACGAGCUCUAGCUAUAUACCUCUCAGCAAUCCGCGUUUAUAAUCGAGGGAAGUCUGUUUGGAUUCUCAAUGGUCUCGUCAUCCGAGUAGCUCAAUCUCUUGGACUCCAUAAGGAUGGGACUAAGCUUGGCUUGCCACCUUUAGAGUCGGAGCUCCGUCGAAGAGUUUGGUGGCAUAUUAUUACAAGAGAUAGCCGGUCCGGGGAAGACUUCGGUUUGGAAGAUCCCAAUGAUCUGAUAUCGACGUCAGACGUCAAGCUACCCUUAAAUAUUAAUGAUGCUGAUAUCUUCCCUGAAAUGGAGGAGUUGCCAGUCGAACGGACCGAAUGGACCUGCAUGACGUUCUCGUUGAUCAAUGUCGACUUGGCUAAGGCUAUGGAAAAGCUCAAAGCUGGCAACGCCUCCGCAUCAACACUCAGCAAAGAAUGGAGAGACAAAGUCGUUCAAGAAGCGUAUACUAAGAUCAGGGCCAGACUGGAGAAGUGCAACCAAGUAACACCGCACCAACGACUUACGGUCCACUGCACAGACUAUCUUCUACGGAAGCUCGACUUCGUCACAAACCAACAGUGGCUCUUAUCGCAGAAGAGGGGGGUCAAUGACUCCGUACUAAAAGAAGAAACACUUGUCGCUGCGUUGGACAUCCUAGAAGCGAGGGCAGCUGGCAAUAAUCCUUUUCUAGCGCAGUUCUCGUGGGCUAAGAAGGUUCAUCCGCAGUACCAUGUAACAUUAUAUGUUCUGUGGUAUUUGUGCACCAAACCGCAAGGUCCUCGCGUCGAGCGCGCAUGGCGGGCUAUAGAUAGCAUUUUCGAGCAGGAGAUGGCUUUUGACUUCCUUGGUUGUAUUGGAGCUAAACCGGCUGUUCUGAAGGCGCUGAGGAUUAAGGCUGAAACACUGCGGAAGAAUCUGGACGCACCAACCGCAAAGACUGGGCGCAAAACAGACCCUGCUACGUCGACUGAGCUAGAACAUAUGGAGGACCCUUUGAAAUUCCUUGAAGGCUUCAAUUUCGACGACGAGGUUUUUGAAGAUGGAGUUCCAUGGUCGUCGUGGACUUCGCUCCUUCAUGGGCUUCAGGCGGAUCAACCGUUAUUUCAAUAA
Fusarium odoratissimum NRRL 54006 is the source of this 1917-nucleotide messenger RNA. RefSeq lists its product as uncharacterized. Gene Ontology annotation, molecular function: DNA-binding transcription factor activity, RNA polymerase II-specific; DNA binding; zinc ion binding. The record is from RefSeq and is a predicted model, not a curated record. NCBI's taxonomy places the organism in Eukaryota, Fungi, Ascomycota, Sordariomycetes, Hypocreales, Nectriaceae. The transcript has 3 exons. Gene Ontology annotation, biological process: DNA-templated transcription; regulation of DNA-templated transcription. Bases 1 to 1917 code for a protein of 638 amino acids.